UGCCCCUCCCCUUUAUGUGUGCCUUGCGUUCUCGGGUAGCGCCAGGGAGCCUUGCAGGGUACAGUCACAGUGAGGAUCCGUUAUAAUGUAAAUAUGACCGAUGUUUCACACAGAAAUCCAAACUGGACUCAGUGAUUUCAGUGUGUGAUCGCCUUUUUUACUUCCAUGGUGGACUCUUCAUCGACGUGUCUGGAUCUCAGCGGCAUCCUCACGCACCGCGCCUCCUCCUCCUCCUCCUCCUCCAGUGUCCUGAGAAGGUGAAGCCUUCAUCUUAACAGCGAGCUGCUAUGAGGAGAAUAACGGGAAAGGCGAAGGAUGAAACUUUGAUCGAGCUGCAGAGCGCGACAGAUUCACAGACAGGAGAUGGUCCUGCCGUCCUUACCGCAUUCAGGAUUAACCUACACUCAGAUGAAAACAGUGGAAAUGGUGUUUCAUUAUCAGAAAGAGUGAUUCUUCCUGGACAUGCAGAAACAGACAGGCUACAGCCAAACAAAGACACAGUGUUCUUCAGGGACGGAGUUCGACGAAUAGACUUUGUGUUGUCUUAUGUCGAUGACAAAGAUGGAGAGAAGAAACAGGAAAGGAGGAAGGAAUUUGAGGCCAACCUUGAGAAAGCAGGACUGGAGCUGGAGAUGGAUGACAAAUCAGACUCCAAAGACCAGAGGACAUACUUCCUGAAGAUUCAUGCUCCAUGGGAUAUACUGGCCACCUAUGCUGAUGUGUUAAAGAUCAAAGUUCCCUUCAAAGAGAGCGAUAUCCCCCAUGGUCAGGAUGUCCCUCUCGAAUGGCUCUCACAUCCUUUCCGCCUGCCAGAGCACAUCAUGCACCCGACCCCGGACUACUUCACCUACCCCUUUGACAAGAACAAGACAGACUUCUUUCUCAUCAGUGACAAGGACACCUUCUUCCCACCUUCGAGAAACAGAAUCGUGUUCUACAUCCUGGCUCGUUGCCCGUACUAUAAAGAGGGCCAGAAAGAGAAAGAAAAAACCGGAAUCAAGCGACUAAUCAGCAAUGGGACGUAUACGGCAGCAUUUCCACUACAUGAUUGUCGAUAUUGGAAAAGAGCCAGAAAUGCCGAGUGUGAGAGCGAGCGCUACAACUUGUACCAGCACUGGGCCAGGUUUCUCUGCUUCUACAAAGAGCAGCCUCUUAACCUUAUCAGGAAGUACUACGGGGAGAAGAUUGGGAUCUACUUCGCCUGGCUUGGCUUCUACACGGAGAUGUUGUUUGUUGCCGCUGUCAUGGGCCUUAUAUGCUUCAUUUAUGGAUUGCUCAGCUACGAUGACAACAUAUCCAGCAAAGAAAUAUGUGACCCAGCUGUUGGAGGCAGUAUUGUGAUGUGUCCACUCUGUGAUAAAAAGUGCCCUUUCUGGAAGCUCAGCUCUACCUGUCUCUCCUCUUGGCAAUCCCAUCUGUUCGAUAAUGAGGGAACUGUAUUCUUCGCCAUAUUCAUGGGGAUUUGGGUAACUCUGUUUUUGGAGUUCUGGAAACGACGUCAGGCCCGGCUGGAGUACGAGUGGGACUUGGUGGACUUUGAGGAGGAGCAACAACAGCUUCAAAUCCGGCCCGAGUUUGAGUUUCGCUGCAACAAGAAGAGACUCAACAAGAUCACACAGGAAAUGGAGCCGUAUCUUCCCAUCACCAGCAAGUGUGCUCGCUUCUGCCUCUCAGCAACCACCGUCUUAUUCUGGAUGUCUCUGAUAGUGGCCUGUAUAAUCGGGGUCAUCGCGUACAGGCUCGCUGUGUAUGCUGCCUUUGCAAGUAUCAUUAAAGACCCCUUGAGGAAGAUCCAGCUGGUGGGAAGAUUCAUCACCCCACAGCUGGCGACUUCUGUCACCGCCUCCUGCAUCAACUUUGUCAUCAUCAUGAUCCUCAACUUCUUCUACGAGAGGGUAGCCGUUUGGAUCACUGAUAUGGAAAUCCCAAAGACUCAUCUGGAAUAUGAGAACAGGCUGACCAUGAAGAUGUUCCUAUUUCAGUUUGUGAACUAUUACUCCUCGUGUUUCUAUGUGGCCUUCUUCAAAGGGAAAUUUGUGGGCUAUCCCGGAGAAUACUCAUACAUGUUUGGCAAACUGAGGAAUGAGGAGUGUGACCCUGGAGGAUGUCUGAUCGAGCUGACUACACAGCUGGUGAUCGUUAUGGCGGGGAAACAACUGUGGGGAAACAUUCAGGAAGCCCUGCUGCCGUUGAUGCGUAACUGGUGGAGCAGCCGAAAGGGGCGGCACAAUCCUGAGAACCACUACAGCCGCUGGGAGCAGGACCACGUUCUUCAGAACUUCGGCCAGCUGGGAUUGUUCUACGAGUACCUUGAGAUGGUGAUCCAGUUCGGUUUCAUCACUCUGUUCGUGGCCUCGUUCCCCCUGGCUCCCCUAUUGGCUCUAUUCAACAACAUCCUUGAGAUCAGGGUGGACGCCUGGAAGUUCACCACCCAGUUCAGACGACCCGUAGCAUCCAAGGCCCGCAACAUUGGAGCGUGGCAGGAAAUCCUCAACGCAGUGGCUAUUUUGUCUGUUGUUACCAAUGCUUUCAUUAUGGCGUUCACCUCCGACAUGAUCCCCCGAAUGGUCUACCUGUACGCUUACGGUGAAGAUGCAAGCAUGAGAGGCUACAUUAACAACAGCCUGUCAAUAUACAACAUCACACAGAUAUCAGAGGACAACAUGCCGGAGGAGAAAGACCACUGGUUUGUGAACUCCACCAGCACCUGCAGAUACCGUGACUACCGUUACCCUCCGGGCCAUGAGAGGGAGUACAAUCACACCAUGCAGUUCUGGCACAUCCUGGCAGCUAAAAUGGCCUUCAUCAUUAUCAUGGAACAUGUGGUCUUCGUGGUGAAGUUCUUCGUGGCGUGGAUGAUCCCUGACAUCCCCUCGGAAGUGAAGGCUCGGAUCAAACGGGAACGCUACCUGAUUCAAGAGUAUCUGCAUAACUACGAGGUGGAGAGGCUGAAAAUCCAGCUGAGUGCCAGUUUCAUCACAGAGCCACAGUCAGAAAUGACCUCCAUGACAGACAAGCAUGAAGUGCUGUCUGAGUGCCUGUAGCCCCCGAUUCACACGAGGACAUUCACAACAAGGGCUCCCGUCUGUGGAAAACGAACGCUUUGAUGUUUUGUUACUGAAUGGACUCCUAUAUUAGGAGCCGUUUAGAAGCAUCAGGUUGAAAGAGAAACUUCUGUGCAAUAGAAAAAGAUUAGAAAAGAUUUUAUGUGCAGCUUGAAACAUUCCCUUCAAACUGUCCGUUGGUCAUGGCUGAAAAUAAAAAUUAACAUGUUACAUACUGAAAGUUCAAGUUUACGAUGUUAAUCAUGUGAACCCAAGUGUUAUUAACCUUUAAAUGAUUUGGUUAAGAUGUCAUAUUUUAUUUUUUGCAUGUGAUUCUUCAAGUGAGAGAAGAAGGAUUCAAAUGUGUCGACAAGAAGUUAUAUGUCAGUCGUAGAAAAUGUUUGAUGAUGAUUGUGGUUAGAGAAACUAACAUAACUUUGAGAAUAGAUGUCCUACAUCACAUUUCAGUAUCAUCGUUUAACUCAUUGUAGAAAACUCUCAGACUUAACAAGUUUUACAAACAUCAAAUAUGAAACACGUUGAAAUAUUGAAACCUUAGGCAGUGCUUAUUUCUCUAAACAUUCCUGUAGAUCUGUAGCUGGGCUAUAAGGUUAUACGUUUUGUUAUUUUUUGUGUACUACGUUUAGGGAAACACUCUUAUAAAACUGUGCAUUUGAGAACCAAGUACCUCCAUCAUACCGCAGUGAGACUGUAACAAUUGGAUGUUUAAUGUUUCUCCAUGAAUUUGAGAUCUCCAACUUGUUUCAUGAUCAAUUAUAGCAGUUUUACUUUAAAAAAAAAAAGAAAGGAACAUGAAGGACAUGUUUGAAAAGCUCUCCAUAGAUAUCCAGCUUUAAUGCAAUUAGUAGUUAUGUGUUAAGCUAAAUGUACACCUCAUUUGGUAUCGUUAACUGCAUAAUGUCUCAGUUCUCAGAUGUCAGGUUAGUGAUGUCUCUGUCUAUUAUAGGCAUAUAAUCAUAACAUUCAAUCCUCGUUCUGUGUUUGGAUAAUGUGAGGAAGGAUUUGAGUGACUUUCUGGCUGGUUUUGUUUUUUCUGUACAUUUACAGAUUAUUGUCUUCUAUUUAAAAGAGUUGUAACACAGUUCAUUUAUUAAUCUGUUUCUGCUCUGUAGCUCAAAACAUGUGUGUAAGUUACUACAUAACCCUCCUUUGAAGAUCUUUCUAAGCAAUGUGCUUAUUCUAUAGCCUGUUACUCAUGAGGAACAUAUUUAGUGUAAGUGUAAGCUCAGACAGUGAACCCUGACUAAAAGUAUGAACUGUGCGAGAACAUUUGAUGCUAGAAAUUACUUUUUCAAGGGAUGUCCACUAUUGCUAUUUUUUAUCUUCUUACGCUUAGUGUGUAUUUAAAUCUUUCUGUGUUUCUAUUGAAACCUAUUUGUAAUUUAAACUGCAAAUGCGGCUGAACUCAUUCGAGCCCUCGGCAGAUUAUAUUUGACUAAACCUGGCUGACGUCAAUCUCAGGAUUAAAACAUCUUCUAAAGUUUGUUGAGCAUCACUGGUAAAUAACGGCUGCGGAUGCUGUGAUGAGUGAAGGGGGAUUCAGAUGGUGAUCCAUCAUGGUGCAUGAUGCUUUCCCAACAAACAAAUACCUUAACUGCCAGGGUUUACUUACUUUUGUAUAAUUUUCUAAACACAAAGUUUCCUAUCUGAACUCUGUACCUGGUUCAUAACAUGUGUUGCUGCUGCUGCUGCUCAUUGCAUUUUAGUGGUUUUGCCUUGUUUUAAUGUGCAUGAGUUGCAGUCGUGUAAAUAUUUUGUUGGUUACAUUUGAAGUGAGCUGUAGCCUAAUGUACAGAAAUGCACUAAAGCUAAUACUCCCAAUAAAUGAAGAAAUAUCUUA
Molecule: messenger RNA, 4905 nt
Organism: Labrus bergylta (ballan wrasse)
Lineage: Eukaryota; Metazoa; Chordata; Actinopteri; Labriformes; Labridae
Product: anoctamin-5-like
Biological process (GO): chloride transmembrane transport
Cellular component (GO): plasma membrane
Molecular function (GO): protein dimerization activity; chloride channel activity
Source: RefSeq, a predicted model, not a curated record